This is a messenger RNA of Caenorhabditis remanei, 687 nucleotides long. RefSeq lists its product as uncharacterized. Gene Ontology annotation, cellular component: cytosol. Gene Ontology annotation, biological process: pentose-phosphate shunt, non-oxidative branch; carbohydrate metabolic process; pentose-phosphate shunt. The coding region runs from base 1 to 687 and encodes 228 amino acids. The record is from RefSeq and is a predicted model, not a curated record. The transcript is spliced from 4 exons. Lineage: Eukaryota; Metazoa; Nematoda; Chromadorea; Rhabditida; Rhabditidae. Gene Ontology annotation, molecular function: metal ion binding; D-ribulose-phosphate 3-epimerase activity.
AUGCCACUCCGCGCCUACGUGUGCCCAUCGAUUCUCAACGCCGAUCUGGCGUCGUUGGCUUCUGAAUGCAAGAAGUUGCUGGCUGCCGGAGCGGAUUGGCUCCAUUUGGACGUGAUGGACGGUCACUUCGUUCCCAACUUGACAUUCGGUCAUCCAGUCGUCGAAUCCCUCCGUAAAUCUCUCGGCUCCGAACCGUUUUUCGAUGUUCAUUUGAUGGUUUCCAACCCGGGACAAUGGGUGGAGCCUAUGGCAAAAGCCGGCGCCAGUCAAUUCACAUUUCACUACGAAGCCAUCGACGGAGGUGACGUGGCAGUCGGAGAGUUGAUUGAGAAGAUCAGAAAAAGCGGAAUGAAAGUGGGAUUGUCGGUGAAACCGGGUACUUCGGUGGAGCAUAUUUUGAAACACGCCGAACACCUCGACAAUGCGUUGAUUAUGACGGUUGAGCCGGGAUUUGGAGGACAGAAAUUCAUGGAGAAUAUGAUGGAAAAGGUCCGCACAAUUCGCUCCGCCCAUCCCGAGUUGACGAUUCAAGUGGACGGUGGAGUGACACCAGAAAACAUUGAUAUCUCUGCAAAAGCCGGUGCAAAUGCAAUCGUCAGUGGCACUGGAAUCAUCAAGGCUCCCGAUCAAUCAGUCGCCAUUUCGACAAUCAAAAAUGCAGUUGAAGCCGUUAUUGGAAAACAUUGA